Mustela lutreola (European mink) is the source of this 2417-nucleotide messenger RNA. RefSeq names its product matrix metallopeptidase 24 (gene MMP24). Gene Ontology annotation, cellular component: extracellular matrix. Gene Ontology annotation, molecular function: zinc ion binding; metalloendopeptidase activity. Gene Ontology annotation, biological process: collagen catabolic process; proteolysis; extracellular matrix organization. The coding region runs from base 16 to 1911 and encodes 631 amino acids. NCBI's taxonomy places the organism in Eukaryota, Metazoa, Chordata, Mammalia, Carnivora, Mustelidae. The record is from RefSeq and is a predicted model, not a curated record. The transcript is spliced from 9 exons.
GGCCCCGCCGCGGGGAUGCCGAGGAGCCGGGGCGGCCGCGCCGCGCCGGGUCCGCUGCCGCCGCCGGGCCGGGCCCCGCGCUGGAGCCGCUGGCGGGUCCCCGGGCGGCUGCUGCUGCUGCUGCCGGCGCUCUGCUGCCUCCCGGGCGCCGCGCGGGCGGCGGCGGCGGCGGCGGCGGCGGCGCGGGCGGCCGAGGCGGAGGCGCCCUUCGCCGGGCAGAACUGGCUAAAGUCCUAUGGCUACCUGCUCCCCUCGGACUCCCGGGCACCCGCGCUGCACUCAGGGAAGGCCUUACAGUCAGCAGUCUCCACUAUGCAGCAGUUUUAUGGGAUCCCCGUCACUGGGGUGUUGGAUCAGACAACAAUCGAGUGGAUGAAGAAGCCCCGCUGCGGUGUUCCCGAUCACCCCCACUCGAGCCGCAGGCGGAGGAACAAGCGCUAUGCUCUGACCGGACAGAAGUGGAGGCAGAAACACAUCACCUACAGCAUUCACAACUACACCCCGAAGGUGGGUGAGCUAGACACACGGAAAGCGAUUCGCCAGGCUUUUGACGUCUGGCAGAAGGUGACCCCGCUGACCUUUGAAGAGGUGCCGUACCAUGAGAUCAAAAGUGACCGGAAGGAGGCAGACAUCAUGAUCUUCUUUGCUUCUGGUUUCCAUGGCGACAGCUCCCCAUUUGAUGGAGAAGGGGGAUUCCUGGCCCACGCCUACUUUCCUGGCCCAGGGAUUGGAGGAGACACUCACUUUGACUCAGAUGAGCCGUGGACACUAGGAAAUGCCAACCAUGAUGGGAAUGACCUCUUCCUGGUGGCUGUGCACGAGCUGGGCCACGCGCUGGGACUGGAGCACUCCAACGACCCCAGCGCCAUCAUGGCGCCCUUCUACCAGUACAUGGAGACACACAACUUCAAACUGCCUCAGGAUGAUCUCCAGGGCAUCCAGAAGAUCUACGGACCUCCAGCUGAGCCCCUGGAGCCCACGAGACCACUCCCCACGCUCCCCGUCCGCAGGAUCCACUCACCGAGUGAGAGGAAGCACGAGCGCCAGCCCAGGCCCCCUCGGCCGCCCCUGGGGGACCGGCCAUCCACACCGGGGGCCAAACCCAACAUCUGUGAUGGCAACUUCAACACGGUGGCACUCUUCCGAGGCGAGAUGUUUGUGUUCAAGGAUCGCUGGUUCUGGCGCCUGCGCAAUAACCGGGUGCAAGAGGGCUACCCGAUGCAGAUUGAGCAGUUCUGGAAGGGUCUGCCCGCCCGCAUAGAUGCAGCCUACGAAAGGGCCGACGGAAGAUUUGUCUUCUUCAAAGGUGACAAGUACUGGGUGUUUAAGGAGGUGACGGUGGAGCCUGGGUACCCCCACAGCCUAGGAGAGCUGGGGAGCUGUCUUCCCCGAGAAGGCAUCGAUACAGCUCUGCGCUGGGAACCCGUGGGCAAGACCUACUUUUUCAAAGGUGAACGGUAUUGGCGCUACAGCGAGGAGAGGCGGGCCACGGACCCUGGCUACCCCAAGCCCAUCACUGUGUGGAAGGGCAUCCCACAGGCUCCGCAGGGGGCCUUCAUCAGCAAGGAAGGAUAUUACACCUACUUCUACAAGGGCCGGGACUACUGGAAGUUUGACAACCAGAAACUGAGCGUGGAGCCAGGCUACCCACGCAACAUCCUGCGUGACUGGAUGGGCUGCAACCAGAAGGAGGUGGAGCGACGGAAGGAGCGGCGGCUGCCCCAGGACGAUGUGGACAUCAUGGUGACUAUCAACGACGUCCCAGGCUCUGUGAAUGCCGUGGCUGUGGUCAUCCCCUGCAUCCUCUCCCUCUGCAUCCUGGUGCUGGUCUACACCAUCUUCCAGUUCAAGAACAAGGCAGGCCCUCAGCCUGUCACCUACUAUAAGCGGCCAGUCCAGGAGUGGGUGUGAGCAGCCCAGAGCUCUCUCCGUCCACUCGGUCUGGCCAGCCAGGCCCUUCCUCAUCAGGGUCUGAGGGGCAGCUCUGGCCACUGCCCACAGGGGCCAGCAGGGCCCCAGGCCAGGGGUCAUGCAGCUGAAGUGGUAGGUACAUUGGCCUAGGCUGAACGUGGGGCAGGGAGUGGUGGUGGCUGUGCCCCAGGGUGGGUGUCUGGCACCCAGCUGCCAGCCUUCUGUCCUGGGUAAACUGCUCCCUACCCAAGGGAAUAGGCCAGGCCCCAUCAGGAGGCAGGGACCAUGCCAGGAGGAGGCCCUGUGGUCACUGAAUCCUGUGGUAUCAAUGAGGCACCACAGCUCCGUUCCCAGCUGGGCCCAGCACCUUCCUGUGGAAGCCAGCACUAGCACUCUCAGCCCCACCUGGGAGAUGCCACCGAUCCCGGUCCCCCUUUGCCAACACCUGCUGGUCAGAUGUCCCCCCCCACCCCUACUCCCACCCCACUGUCCUCCAAGGCUACAAG